This is a messenger RNA of Racocetra fulgida, 138 nucleotides long. NCBI's taxonomy places the organism in Eukaryota, Fungi, Glomeromycota, Glomeromycetes, Diversisporales, Gigasporaceae. The record is from the annotation of a GenBank genome assembly.
UACUUCCAAUGAGUACUUCCAAUGUUUCAACUCUCACAACUGCGAAAGAAAACGAAGAUGUUGAUCUAAAGUUCGGAGCCGGUUUUAUUUUAUAUAGGGACGCCCACAGCAAAAGCAGGGACGGGGCCUGCUUUUGCU